This is a messenger RNA of Pomacea canaliculata, 3366 nucleotides long. RefSeq lists its product as uncharacterized. The transcript has 8 exons. The coding region runs from base 521 to 1702 and encodes 393 amino acids. NCBI's taxonomy places the organism in Eukaryota, Metazoa, Mollusca, Gastropoda, Architaenioglossa, Ampullariidae. The record is from RefSeq and is a predicted model, not a curated record.
UGCCUAACAGGCGUGUGGGUGCCAGCUCCUCGGCCUUUUUCGUUUUCUUCUUGGAUUUGUUAUGCUUGUGGUGCCCAUCUAAACGAUCUGCACUUUUUCUAACUUCCUUAGCAUUGUGUUGGGCAGUUUACUUGCCUAUGGCUUUUGUAUUUAUUCCGGUGCUUAUAUUAACUCUCUCAUCACCUUCAAUCCUCUCUGGCUAACUCCGUUUUUGCGAUACACUUUACAUCAGUUCUGUUCAUGGGUUUCAACAUUGUACUGCAGAUUCUGCUUUGUGAUCAUCUGGAUAUUCUUCUGAGGAGUUUAUCGACCUGUUUGAUUAUCUGUCUACCACUCCACUAACUGUAGAUCUGUCUACUUCACAUCAUGCGUCUGAUGAAGAAAAAAACUAUACGACAAGUGAUUGUGGUGCUCGUAAUAGUAUCAGCAGUCCUGGCGCUGUUGAUCUCUUGUAUGGUUUCUAUUGUACAAGAGGCGCAGAGGGUCAGGAAGUUUCAGGUUCAGAGGAGGUGACAGGGAAAUGGACCCAAUGAUUGAGAGAAAGGACAAAAAGAACGAAGUGACUGAGAAGUUUAAAAAAGUUCUGUUGCAAGAUGUCGGUAAGAUGUACCCCAACAUGCUCGAUGGCUGCUAUUUCGUACCUCCAGUCUACUUCAAUAAACUUCGAUACACGAAGAAGUCUGUAGUCGGUCAAGUCAUCUACAUCCCUGACCCGCCCAACGACAGUUACGUCAGACACGACCGCGCCAUGAAGCACGUGCUGUACUGUCUCCAUCAUAUGGCAGAGCAUGGACAAGAGAAAAUGUUUGUCUUGACACAGUUCAAUUACAACGACUAUUUGAACAACCCCGGAGAGGAAUAUAGAAAACAUUUACUGCCUGUUUUCGAUAGUUUAAAGAAUAAAAACAAGGACAAGCACGUCGGCUGCUUUGAUGUGAUGAUUAUUCAUCGACAGUAUGGAGUAGUUAUCGGGGUGGUCAAGUCUCUGAGUGAUAAAGAUGACGGUAGAAAGGAAAGUGAACAGGAAACAGAUCACCAACUGGCCAAAGACAUUUCAGAAGGUAUCCAGCAACUGGUGAAGGCAGAUCGUGUGAUACAACAUUUCAUGUCAGAUCAGCAACAGUGUCCUCCAGUCCAACUGACGUUGAUGUUACCCAACGUUACGCGGUCUACGUUACAGCGAGCACUCAACAACCAUGCUGACGUGGCUAAGAAUUUACGUGAGUGUAUGAAAAAUAUGGAACCUCCGACUGAACUGUGUCUCUGUGCUGACGAUGUGUCAAAUCCCCUUUCGCCUUAUGACGUUGAUCCUACUGUGAUGAGUCAUCUGACAGAAUGGUGGGAUCGACUAAUGAGCAGUCCUGCAGAUGGUCCCGCGAUGAGUGAUGAAUUGUAUCAAACAAUGAUAGCGAGAUUCUGUGGUGGGGCCACCUCAUCUGGUUCAGACAUAUUCCGUGGAUCCAGUAUAACUCAGUUGCCUAAGACCCUAGAGCAAUCUGUUUCUGUGAUCGGAAGCCUGUUUGAGCGAAUCACGUUGUACCCGGGUAAUUUAGAACUACUAGACCGACCUCGAGUGUUGCUGACUGGACCACCCGGUACUGGAAAAUCCAGAAUGUUGGCGCUGGUCGGACGAAAAUGGAUAUCUGAGGGCCACAGUGUGUACAUCAUCAACACUCGAAUGGUGGUGGUGCAGCUACAAUAGAGUUAAAAAUGUUGCUGCAGCAGACACUUUCAACAGAAAGAAAUUCAGCAAAGGAUAUGGUCACCUCAUUUUAUUGCAAUAUAGACGACGACGAAAAAACAGAUGUGGCUAUUAGCAACGCUGAUAGCUGAUGCCAGUUGCACGGAAAAUACCGAUCUUUGCAGUUCUUGAUGAGCUGGGCAAUGACUUAGGGAAAUCAAAACAGGGUACAGCUUUUCUUCAAAAACUUCUUCAACUUCCAGAUCUUCAUUUAUGGGCAGCCACCAGUUGUUCUGACAUACUUCCAGAUGACUGCGAUGGUAGGAACCUCACUGAAACACUGAGUUGUCCCCCUUCAGUCGUACGAGAAGCAAAAAAAUAUGAUUUACCUGGUAUGUCACUGUACACCGACAGCAAUCGUCAGGCACCGACCGACGGCCUACCUGUGAAGAACAUUCAUCAUCAUGGUCAAUGGACAUCAACAUAAGCAGCCACGUGACUGCAAGCGCCUGUGGAGAGGCAAUAGUCCAGUUCUUAAAAGCAUGUGUUCAUGAUAAAGAUGUGUGCGUGAUUACAAAGAACACGAAUCUCACGAGUGACCAAGCACCAUUGAGACAACCUCCAUCUGUUCAGUGGAAAAACAUUUUGAUAAUCUUUGAAAAACAAUUUACCGAAGACAUGCCAGUAAUGAAGUGUCUUCUGGAUUCAGGAAUCCCAGUACAGAUCAUCAGUUAUGAGAACCAGGAGAACAUACUUACCAGUGACCACAACACUGUGUUGGCAGCAAAAGCCGGCUUUCUUUGUGGGCUUAAAAGAAAGGUGGUUGUGUACGUGGAGGGUUCUAUAAAUAGAUCUGAUGACUCCGCGAAGUGGACCCGAGUUCGGGGUAUCACCAGCUGUACAUCACAACUGGUUGUCGUCCGCAUGGCCUAACAUUCAGAUUUGUUUCUCACACUUUGUAGAAUGUGUCAUGCUUGUAUUAGGGAAUGAAUAAAACAAAUGUGACUUAUGCAAAUAAUUAUUCAUUUAUAAAUUUAUAAAAUGUAUUUGUCCUUUUUCUUGAGAAAAGAACAUCUCAUUCUAAAUACCUGGUGACAAACCUGCACUCAGGAACUAUUUUUAUAUCUGUGUUUAUAUUAGAAAAAAAGCUAAAUAGUUGAAAACUGAACGUUAUUUUUUGUAUACAUGAUACAAGUCAUUAACAUAUUACUAAUAUUUUAAGAAGCUUUACCUGCUGUGUAUUCCAUAUUCUAUAUGCUUUCUGCGUAACUAAAAAAAAACGAAAAAAAGGAAAUAUCAUUUGCAAAAUAGGGUAAUCUGUAAGUAUAACAAAUAAUGCUCUGUAUUAUUGCAUAAUAUGCAAGAAUUCAAAGCUUGUUUUUAUGCACAAAACUAAAUACUGAAAGUUUGCAAAUGAAGUGUCUGCUAUAUUUAUAUAGCACAUGUCAAAACAGAAAGCAGUUUCAUUCAUCCAAAAAAGUGUAUGUUACCAUUUUUUUUUACAAAAUGUUGUCAUCAGACUUAUAUAACUUACUGUUAAACUGUGAAAAAGUUUUUAUUUUUGGACAAAAGUUUAUGCUAUUGACAGGGUCAGGAGCUACUGAGCACAUGUGCAUAUAAUUAAGUUUAUAAUUUAAGUUUCUAUAAUUAUAAUUACAGUACAUGAUAAACGUUUUUAAAAAUAA